AUGGAUUCAUUUGUAUUAGAUGCACAAAACCCAAACCCAAAAAAUUUAAAAAAUUUAUUAAAAUAUGAAGAACAACUCGAAAGACAACAUGUCUCAUUAGAUAAUAUUUUAGGCGCCCUUGAUGUCAGAAAUCAUUCAUUAGGUCAACUUUUAGUAUUAAAAGCCAAAGGCAGUGAUCAAGGUAAAAAUCGUUCUGUUUUUAUUGAUCAAUGUAAUAAUUUCUUUAGAAAUUGUAAUGUUGAACAAGUUAGAUUAGCACCAGCUCAAUUAUCACAACUUAGUAAAUUUUAUACAGAAGCAUUAUAUGAAUUAAAGCAACCAAUUAGAGGUGUUGCAGUACUCAAAGAUGCACUUAAUAUUUUAUCCGAUAAUAAACCAACAACCACUCUUACACCAAUUCAUACAGAUUUUUUACAACUUUGUAUCCUUUCAAAAUGUUAUCAUCAAGCACUCCCAUUAAUUGAAAGUAACAUCACUCACAUUAAUCCAGAACAAUCUUCAAUCGCCAUCAAAGAUAUUCUUUGUUACUUUUACUAUUCUGGUAUCAUUUUCACUGCUUUUAAGAAAUAUAAAAAAGCAAUUGAAGCUUUUAAAUUUGUUAUUACUGCACCAGCAUCAGCAUUAAGUGCAAUUACAGUUGAAGCUUAUAAAAAAUAUUUAAUUGUAUAUUUAAUUCAAUUUGGUUCAGUUCAACAUUUCCCAAAAUGUACACCAGCAGUUGUUCAAAGAAAUAUUAAAUCUCAUUGUAAACCAUACACAGAAUUUGUUCAAUCCUUUUCAAAUGGUAAUAUAAAUGAUAUUAUGAAUAAAGCUUCAUCUGGUGCUGAAUUCUUCCAAAAGGAUAGCAACUGGGGUUUAGUUAAACUUUCAAUUAAAUCAACCUAUCGUAGAAAUAUCAAAAAACUCACUCAAACUUUUAUGACUCUUUCAAUUAAUGAUAUUGCUGAAAAGGUUUCUCUUCCAAAAGCAAAAGCUGAACAAUUCGUUUUAAAGAUGAUUGAAGAAGGGGAAAUUUUUGCAACUAUUAAUCAAAAAGAUGGUAUGGUUACUUUUGAUGAAUGUUUUGAAGAUUUUAGUGGUCCAACUAUCUUAAAUGAUUUGGAUCGUAAUAUCAACAAUAUUGUUGGUUUAGAAUCAAAGAUUAAAGAGAUGGAUGAAAAGAUUUCAUUAAGUAAUAAUUAUUUAAAGAAAUUAGCUUCUGGAAAGAAUACAGGUCAAUUAUCUCAAUAUGAAGAUCCAAUGGAAGAUAUCAGCUAA
Messenger RNA from Dictyostelium discoideum AX4, 1257 nucleotides. It is a transcript of the gene CSN3, whose product is annotated as proteasome component region PCI domain-containing protein. Lineage: Eukaryota; Evosea; Eumycetozoa; Dictyosteliales; Dictyosteliaceae. The coding region runs from base 1 to 1257 and encodes 418 amino acids. The record is from RefSeq and is a predicted model, not a curated record. The transcript has 6 exons.